AUGACUUCUCUUAUCAGUCGAGUAGCAAGGGUAAUGGAGGAGAUCGCCCCACUUCACCUUGCUGAUAGAUCUUGGGAUAACGUUGGUGUUCUGGUGGAGUCUCCCAUGAGCAACAACUCAGGCGUUGUUGUGCUGACGAUCGAUCUCACCCCUGAGGUGAUGGAAGAGUGUUUGCGCCACAAUGCUGAGGUUAUCAUCGCCUACCACCCGCCCAUCUUCACACCGUUUAAACGGCUGACACUGACAGAUCCCAAGCAGAAAAUAAUACUGCAGACCAUACGCCAUGGAGCCUCCAUUUACUCUCCCCACACUUCAUUGGAUGCGGUUUCAGGAGGUAUAAAUGAUUGGCUCGCCUCCAUUGUCGAUGCUAGGGGAAGAUGUUACCCCAUUCGGCCUUGCGAAAUUUAUAUGCAAGACAAAAAUUGCGGUAAAGUUGAUGCGACGGUCGGAAUCGGUCGUAUCGUAUCAUUAAGCGGACCCAAAGAGAUACAUACGUUGGUGCAGGACAUUAAACAGGGGUUAGGCCUUCCAACUGUGCGGGUUUCGCUGCCAAGUUGUUGGACCGGAAACACACCUGUGGAGCGGGUGGCCAUUUGUGCAGGAAGUGGUGGUAGCGUCUUCAGUGGGUUGAAGGAACACGUAGACGUGCUUCUCGCCGGGGAAAUGGGCCAUCACGAAGUCCUCGCGGCCAACGCCAAGGGACAGGCGGUGAUAUUAUGUGAACACAGUAACACGGAACGUGGGUACCUGAGUAGUGAGCUGUUACCAAAAUUAAAGAAAGCUAUGGGUGAAGAGGUGAGCGUCAUCACCUCUACCGUUGACAAGGAUCCACUUGUUGUUUGGUGA
Molecule: messenger RNA, 846 nt
Organism: Trypanosoma brucei brucei TREU927
Lineage: Eukaryota; Euglenozoa; Kinetoplastea; Trypanosomatida; Trypanosomatidae
Product: NGG1 interacting factor 3-like
Exons: 1
Coding region: 1-846 (281 amino acids)
Cellular component (GO): mitochondrion; cytoplasm
Source: RefSeq, a predicted model, not a curated record